Molecule: messenger RNA, 2308 nt
Organism: Mangifera indica (mango)
Lineage: Eukaryota; Viridiplantae; Streptophyta; Magnoliopsida; Sapindales; Anacardiaceae
Product: floral homeotic protein APETALA 2
Exons: 10
Coding region: 399-1898 (499 amino acids)
Biological process (GO): regulation of DNA-templated transcription
Molecular function (GO): DNA-binding transcription factor activity; DNA binding
Source: RefSeq, a predicted model, not a curated record
GAAAAAAAAGAAACAAAACAAAAGGCAAGUGGAGAGAGAGAGAGAGAGGGGUAGCUAGUAGUAUUAACCUAGCUCAAAAAACUGCCCUCGUUUACGCUUGUAUUGAGCAGUGAGGUAUACAAGAUCUUGAAACAAAUCCUCUCUACUACCUGUUUACAACAUCUCUCUCUUUGUCGUAGGUUCUGUUGUUUGAAUACUUUAAACUUUGGGGUGUCUUCUCUCCUUUUCUUUAUAUUUUUUAAUUGUAUUUUAUCUUCUUCAAACACAAAUACAGAAAUAGAAAGAGAGAGUGGAGAGUUUGAACUUCCUGAUCUUUCUUUGAUGUGAGAGUGGAUGAUCAGAAUUCUGAUUGCUUAGUUUAUAUUCCCUCGAAUUGUUUUAUCUCUUAUCGAGAAAAAAUGUGGGAUCUCAAUGACUCACCUGAUGAUCGACCUAGAGAAGAUGAGUCUGAAGGUUGUUCUUCCCAGAAGACCUCUGUUGAUGGUGAUGAUGAGAAAGGCAAACGGGUAGGCUCCAUCUCCAAUUCUAGCUCUUCAGCUGUUCUCAUCGAUGACGGAUCCGAUGAAGAAGUUGCUGGCGAGAGGGGCUUAAGCUUACAGAGACGCAGCAGUAAAAUAUUUGGGCUCUCCUUGCCUCAUGGGAACUCUAAAGAGGUAAUUGACCCGCCUGUGACCCGCCAGUUUUUUCCUGUUGAUCAGGACCCUGAAAUGGGGAGCUCAUCCAGCGGGGUAGGACAUGAUUUCCCUCAGGCUCAGUGGACUGGCGUCAAAUUUUGGCAAUCGGAGCCUCUCGGGGCUGCCAAACUGGCUGAAGCUCCUCAAGCUCCGAUGAAGAAAAGCAGGCGUGGACCCAGGUCCAGGAGUUCACAGUAUAGAGGUGUUACGUUUUACAGAAGAACUGGAAGAUGGGAGUCUCAUAUAUGGGAUUCUGGAAAACAAGUUUAUUUAGGUGGAUUUGACACUGCACAUGCAGCUGCUCGUGCAUAUGAUAGAGCAGCAAUUAAGUUCCGGGGAGUGGAGGCCGACAUAAACUUUAGUAUAGAAGAUUAUGAGGAAGACUUGAAACAGAUGAGCAACUUGUCGAAGGAAGAAUUUGUGCAUGUACUUCGCCGACAAAGCACCGGUUUCCCUAGAGGAAGCUCCAAAUAUAGAGGAGUCACCUUGCACAAGUGUGGAAGAUGGGAAGCUCGAAUGGGUCAAUUUUUAGGCAAAAAAUACGUGUACUUGGGCUUGUUUGAUACCGAGAUUGAAGCUGCAAGGGCAUACGACAGAGCCGCAGUUAAGUGCAAUGGCAAGGACGCCGUCACCAACUUUGAUCCCAGCCUCUAUGAAACUGAGCACAACUCAGCUGGUUCUAAUGGUGACCACAAUCUGGAUUUGAGUUUAGGCAGUUCAACUUCAAAGCAAAGCAGUAUAGAUUUUGGUAAUAGGAAGCAAAAUAUUGGAGCCCCCUUGCCGUUUGAUACUGAUUGGCGUAAUAGGGGAUUAAGACUUAAGCCCAACCUGCAGCAGCAACCUUGUAGAAGAGAUGGAUACAUUGAGAAUGAAACCAUACAACUGCUAAGCCAAACCCACCUUCAUUCUCCAUCUGCCUCAUUCAAGCCCGAUGAAAUGCAAAGAUAUGAGCAGUUCAGAAGAACUGGAGAGGCUCAAAUUCUACAGAUGAUGCCUCCACAUUAUAAUUCUGCCAAUUAUCAGACUCAGUUUCCAAGCUGCAGUAAAAGAGGAAGAAUUGGGAACGAUCUUUCUCUAUCAACAAACGAUCAACAAUGGCAAUCCGGGCCUCCCCCAUUGUUCGCAACUGCUGCAGCAUCAUCAGGAUUCCCGCCGCAGAUAAGACCUUCCUCACAAACUUGGCUGCAGAAAAAUGGCUUUCCUUCUCUCAUGAGACCCUCCUAGGCGCAUCAAAAGUUGCCAUAUCUUUGAAGAUCGUAAUUUUUUAUUCUACUUUUCCCAAAGAAGACGAAAGAAAUCAGAAGAUAAAAGGAUGGUCAAUCGGUCAAACUAACAGACGGAUGCAAUCUUAUGCUAGAUAUUUGCUGAAUCAUUUCUGACUAAAACUGCUGAUCCUUUUUUCAUUAUGUCUAAGAAAUGGAAGAUACAUAUGGGUUUGCCGCCCUAUAUGGCAUUGAUUACUGGCAGCUAAGGCCUAAUGUUUCUGGUAAUUUCCUAGUUAGAUGGGUAGCGAGCAUAUCUUAGAUCACCUCAUUGUUUUUGUACGUAUUCUGAAAUUAGUACAUGAGAAAGCAUCUACUGGCUGGACUGUAUUUUUAGUUUCCCCAAUAAUGGAGUGAUGCCUGUGUUAUGUA